GCAUCACGUACACCAUCAUACACACAGCGAGAGAGCGCGUUUUAGCUCCAGAUUACAAACGAUUCGUUGAGUUCAGAGCUCCGUGUUUGAUUUUGAAGAUUUACUGCAGUAAAAUGAGAUUAGUAUUGUUUUGUAUAACCCUCAGUGUGUUUGUAUUUCCUGUCCCAGGCGGUUUGGAGAGCUCUGCUGCACACAGAUGUUUCUGCAAAGUCACUGGUAGUUUGGAUGACUGCGCCUGUGAUGUGGAAACAAUCGAUGGCUUCAACAACAGGAAGCUCUUCCCCCAACUUCAGGAACUCCUUUUGUCUGAUUACUUCAGGUUCUAUAAGGUGAAUCUAAAUAAACCAUGUCCGUUCUGGACAGACAGCGGACACUGUGGUCUCAGAGACUGCGCUGUUAAACCGUGCAAACCUAAUGAAGUACCUGAGGGACUGAAAUCCAGCAGCUAUAAGUAUUCAUUAAAGGCCAACCAGCACACAGAGGAGUGUGAAAUGGCAGAGAAGCUUGGUGCUGUCAAUAGCUCUCUAAGUGAUGAAACCCGCCAGGCUCUGCUCGAGUGGAACCGGCACGAUGAUGAGGCCGACCGUUUCUGCAUGCACGAUGAUGAAGAGUCUCCAGAUUCGCAGUAUGUCGAUCUCCUCCUGAACCCUGAGCGAUACACUGGAUAUAAGGGUCCUGAGGCCUGGCAGAUAUGGAACAGUAUAUAUGAAGAAAACUGUUUCAAACCAUAUACAGUUCAACGGCCACUGAACCCUCUGGUGUCGAGCAGUGGAGACAGUGAAGGAAGGAGAUUCUACAAGUGGCUGGAAGGACUGUGUGUGGAGAAAAGAGCUUUCUUCAGGCUUGUCUCAGGACUGCAUGCGAGCAUAAAUGUGCACCUGAGUUCCAGGUACCUGCUGGAUGAUAACUGGUUUGAGAGGAAGUGGGGUCCUAAUAUCACUGAGUUCCAGCUGAGAUUUGAUGAAGAACUGACAAAAGGAGAAGGACCCAAGCGUCUGAGAAAUCUCUACUUCCUCUAUCUGAUUGAGCUCCGUGCCCUGGCUAAAGUCCUGCCUUUCUUUGAGCGUCCCUCUGUCCAUCUGUACACAGGAGACGCAGAACAAGACAAGCAGGUUAAAGAGUUGCUCUUAGAGCUCCUCCGUAUGGCCAAGUCUUUCCCAUUGCAUUUUGAUGAAACCACACUGUUUGCAGGUGAUAAGACAGAAGCAGCAAAACUAAAGGAUGACUUCAGGUUGACUUUUAAGAACAUCUCCAGGAUCAUGGAUUGUGUAGGCUGCUUUAAGUGUAGACUGUGGGGCAAACUGCAGACCCAAGGUUUAGGUACAGCUCUCAAGAUCCUGUUCUCAGAGAAGCAAAUUGAAGCACUUCCUCAGUCCAACAGCGCCAAACCGUCCUUCCAGCUGAGUCGGCAAGAGAUCGUUUCUCUCUUCAAUGCUUUCGGGAGAAUUUCAACCAGUAUACAAGAACUGGAAAACUUCCGGAAACUCUUAUCAGAGUUCAAGCAAUGAGGUGAUCUCAGCCUGCUGUCCAUCAGCCACGUCCGACAUUCCAAGUUUGCUUCUUUAGUUUUCCAUAGGAGUUAAGAGGAGAUUGUAGCUACCAGUUCAGCUAUUACCACCAGACUUGUUUACAUGCUUUCAGACACUUAUCUGUAAAAAUGGACAAAAUGAUGUAGAACUAAAAACGGUACUAGUGGAUAUUUUAAAGCAGAGUUGUGUUCUCUCUCAGCGCAUACUUUGGUGUCAUUUUAGGUGUGAUGGUGAACUGGUAGCUAUAAGCUCACUUGUUUAACUGUUAACUGCAGGAGAAAACUUCAACCACCAAACAUGUAUUGGUUGAUAAUGGGGGGGGAUUUAUUUACGCUAGACUCAGGAAGUGUGGUUGAAAAUCAUGAGAAACUUUAUAAUUGAAAGAGAAAUUCAGUGUUAGAGAUGUCCAUUGAAACAUGCACAUCCAUCUGAGAGUUCGUUCAUGCAUGCCCUUAAACUAACUGAGCACUUACAUGACUAUGGAAUGUAUUUCCAUGUUUGCACUAUGACAUGACUAUGGAAUGUAUUUCGCAGAAGUGUUUGUGGAGGAAAUAAGAAUUAUGACUGCUCCCGAAUAGACAGAUAAGGUUUGUUUUUUUUCCCUUAUUUGCUUGUCCCCCUCCUUUGAGAUUUAAAUGAAAAUUUUGAAACCAAUCAGAGAAUGUGAAAAGCUUGUCAUUCUCGAGUCCAGUCCUACUGAUGAAUCAUGAUAACUUUUGGAUUAUUUUUCUACUGCACUGUUUUUUUUUUUGUGUAUUGUAUUAUAAUAGCCAUAUCCAUAAUUCACAUUAUGUAUCAUGAUUAGUUGUACGUUAGAUAGGUCAUCUUUAAAAUAUGGAACAUAAAGAAAACUAAUACAUCAGGGAUGAGAGUGGGUGGUCACCAAAAAAGCAGAAAACAAGAUGGUGCCCGAAGCCGGGGGUCUGGGAGGGAUACCCCCCCAGGAAAAUUUUGAAAAAUAAGGCCUUACAAACCACUUUUCCUGCAAUCUGAGCUGUAGUAGAUAAAAGUCUUUUUUUAUAUAUAUUUACAUGAAAAUGUGUUUCAAAUCAAUAGGAGUAUUGUUUUUGAAUUCAAAAUAAAAUCACAUUCUACAUUCAAGGGUAUGGUUAUAAUUUAUGAUCAACAAAAAUGACAAACUAAAUUCACAUUAAAUAAAAUUUCUUAGGGAGAAAAGGUCAGUCACCCUAUGUCCUCAUUAGUUGCAUAUGAUUUCAAAGUCUUUUGAAAUAUUUAAGUUUUCAAAACUGUCAGCAUUAAUUCAGAUUUACUGACCAUCAUAUACAUGUUCAGUGUAUUAAAUCAAACGAAUACUAAGUUUAUGGGAUAAUGUCUAUGUACACUUUAUACAAUUAUUUAUAGUUCAGUCACUUCUCAUUUUCAUUUAAUCAUUUCGACUUCUUCAGCCUUUUGGCCAAAGACAAGAGCUUGUCAGUCCUCUCUUUUUAUACCAGCAUCGAUUUCAUGUACCUUUCGCUUCGUCUCGCUUGUCAAUUGUAUUCGGCAUUUUGAGUAAAAAAGCCGAUACGAAAGAGAAACGUAUUUUUGAAGCGCAGCAACGAUGAACAUGUGCAAGUUUCGAUAAAAUAGCACAGAUGCGGGUACUUUUGUAAGAACUGUUAUGAUUGGCUUUUGUUCUCUCCCACACUCUUGUAACAACUGUUAUGAUUGGCUAUCAUGCUGUCGCCAAUUACAUUGUAGAUAACACGUAUUCUACCGCGAGACUAAAGAUGGCGAAAAUGUAAACAUGUAACAUCAUCGUACGCUUGAGUAUCACGAAGGAACAUACCCCAAGCCCCCUCAAUGAAAACAUCUCAACGGAUUUGGCAUAAUAUCGAUUUUCGCUCAGAAAAAGCGGAAAACUCUCAUCCCUGAUACAUGCAUAGAGACAUGAACUGUUGUGAUGUCAUGUUACCUACAGUUGUUUACAAAAAUUUUCUACCACAAUUUGACAACAGCCCUGGAAACGUGUUCAUAAAAUUCUUAUGCCUUCAGUUGGCUGAUUUUGUUCUAGUUAAACUGCCUUACACAUGUGGCAGAAACCAAUUUAAACUCAUCUUUAUGGGAUUUAAGCACACAACGUUCUUGGUAUGGAAACAGAUACACUGAACUACCACUGCUAUGUAAAAUGAAUAAAAAUGGUCUGAUGUGUGA
This is a messenger RNA of Neoarius graeffei (lesser salmon catfish), 3683 nucleotides long. It is a transcript of the gene ero1a, whose product is annotated as endoplasmic reticulum oxidoreductase 1 alpha. Gene Ontology annotation, biological process: protein folding in endoplasmic reticulum. Gene Ontology annotation, cellular component: endoplasmic reticulum membrane; endoplasmic reticulum. Gene Ontology annotation, molecular function: FAD binding; protein-disulfide reductase activity; thiol oxidase activity. Bases 114 to 1508 code for a protein of 464 amino acids. Lineage: Eukaryota; Metazoa; Chordata; Actinopteri; Siluriformes; Ariidae. The transcript has 16 exons. The record is from RefSeq and is a predicted model, not a curated record.